ACCACAAUCUCCGCGCGCGAUUUCGAAGGGAUGUCGCGUGCUGUGGUGCUCCUGCGUGCAGCCGUUCUAUAGCACCGUUCUGUGCAUUUUUUACAACUCGUUUUACUUGUGGCUUUCGAUCAAGCUAAGCGACAUGUCGAAUGCUAAACGACCGCGAACUGAUGAAGAUGCAGAUCCGGACGCGAAUGACUCGAAACGAAUUCUCGUCUACCGCAACGGAAACAACACUGAAUGGCAGGUGUUCACCGUCCCGACUUCUCUGGACAAGCUGCUCGAGGAGAUCGGUGCCAAGUUCGGCCUUCAAGCGAGGCGCCUUUUCACCAAGAAUGGCGGCGAGAUUAGAAGCAUCGACGAGCUGAGGAAUAUGGACGUCCUCUACGUCUCGUCGGGCGGGGACUUCAUUUCUGCUCCAGCAAUGCCGGUGCCUUCUCUGCCGCCUGGCAACUCGGAGUGGGUUCUCCUCAACGUGGGCGGGCAGUAUUGCGCCACCACUAAGACCACGCUCACUUCCUCGGAUCCCCGUUCCAAGCUCGCCGGCAUCUUUUCCCAGGGACCAAACGCAGCGGACUUCGCUGUCAAGAGGGACGCGCAGGGCGCCUACAUGUUUGACCGUGACCCGGUGUACUUCAAGCCGGUGCUCAACUAUCUUCGCUACAAGAAGCUCGUGCUCGACAGGGGGGUGUCAGCAGCAGGUGUUCUGGAGGAAGCCAAGUACUUUGGGAUCGAGAGCCUGGUCAAAGACCUCGAAGCCCUCAGCAAGGGAGCUCUGUACGACGGUAACGACUCGCAGGAGGAAGAGAGAACCGGCGACAAAGACGACGCCCAGCCCGGUCUCGGUUUGGGCCCUGGCGAGCGCGGAGGAAACCGGCCGCUUACUCGGGAUGACGUCAUAUACGCCACUGCGAGGAUGCCCGUUGCCGACAUUCGUUUCCAGGCCGCGGACUUCACGGGCGCCGACCUUUCGAGCCUGGACCUGCACCGAAUCAACUUCAAGUGGGCCAAACUGCGCAACUGCAACCUAUCCCACACCAACCUCAGCCACUGCUGCUUCGAGGGCGCCGACCUGAGCGGAGCCAAACUCGAGAAAGCUCAGCUUCUCGGGGCAAAGUUGAACAAGGCUAACCUGUCGGGAGCCAACAUGAAUCACUGCAUCCUGGGACAACAAGGCGAUAUCGCUUCCAACAGUGCUGACCUCGAAGGGGCCAACCUGCAGGAUGCCGUGCUGGACGGGAGCAACAUGUACGGCGUCAAUCUCAAGGGGGCGCUCCUGAAGAAAGCCAGCAUGGUAGGCUGUGACAUGCGCAGCGCAGUCCUUACCGGCGCUACCAUGGUGGACUGCAACUUGUCCAGCUGCAACCUGCAAGACGUGGUCCUCGGCUAGUGGCUGGCGACACGCGACGCAUCUUCUCGCAAUCCCGGCCGAAGAGAGGCGCCAUAUCGCAAUUAUCUAAAUGAACCCCUCCAAUUUAUGGCGUAGA
Dermacentor albipictus is the source of this 1478-nucleotide messenger RNA. RefSeq names its product BTB/POZ domain-containing protein KCTD9-like. Gene Ontology annotation, molecular function: protein binding. Gene Ontology annotation, biological process: intracellular signal transduction; protein homooligomerization. The record is from RefSeq and is a predicted model, not a curated record. Lineage: Eukaryota; Metazoa; Arthropoda; Arachnida; Ixodida; Ixodidae.